Orbicella faveolata is the source of this 3992-nucleotide messenger RNA. RefSeq names its product wings apart-like protein homolog. Lineage: Eukaryota; Metazoa; Cnidaria; Anthozoa; Scleractinia; Merulinidae. The record is from RefSeq and is a predicted model, not a curated record.
GAACCUGCUUAGAGCGGACAUGUAUUAAGCGGGCAAUACUGAAUAUCCCAAGGGUGUCCGCUUAAUACAGGUUUCACUGUACUUCCGGGAACCCUGUAAUUCUCAAUUUCAUAUAAUUUUCAUUUCUAAACUUCUCUAGUUAUAAGUCUCUAGUACUACCAAUGCCUGCGCGACCCUCUAGCCUGGGUGUCAGGCGUUGCUAAGGGGAAGGAAGAGGGGAAAAGGAGAAAAGCUUCUGCCUUCCUCUCCUCUCUCCUCCCCUCAGGAUACUGCUUUUUUUUCUCCUCUCUCCAGCCUCUCUCCCCCUUUCUUUCUAAAAGUGUAAUGCCCAGGCUAGGCUAAUGGCCCUCCAGUCAAAAACCCGUAAUAAGUAUUUGGACGCACUACGUGCCUAUGUUUCACUUUGUUUUCGCGCCAUAAAUUCGCGCCCGCUGGAAAUGACAGCGGCCACCAAAGCAACAAUAUGCGCGACUGGCUUCCCGGUAAAUUACGAAUUUAUCAGAGAAGAACUUUUAACCAUGAUCACACGCUCGAAAACAAGCGAAAUUUUCUCUUGAUUCUCGCUAAACAUCUUUCUUCACAAGAUAGAACUCAUGCCGAAGUACGACACGAAGACUUAUGGUCGAAAUCGCGCCAGAGAAACGAAAAUUUCCAAGGAAUUUGACGAGAUUAAAAAAAGUGAGAAUGCGAAAGCAAACGUUACUUCGGAAAACACAUUCACAAGAAGGCUUGCAAGAAGGUCUCCAUGGUCAAGGACGAGUAGAAUUGUGGAAAGUAAUCUUAGUGUCAUAAAGGAGGCAGCUGUUGAUUCAUCGAAGACAAGUAAAAGAAGAAAAUUAGGAGUGAUUGAAGAGAGAGAUCCGUUUGCCUUCGACGAAGACGACGUGACUGCCUCAAGCUCACAAGAAAGUACAUUUCGAGGUAACGCCACCGGGCAAUCAAUCCGAACUUCAUCGACAGAAUUAACUGAUAAAAGUACUGACGAUGAAGCUUAUAGCAGCUCCCAAGAAUUAAGUGAAAGUUCUUUACAAGGAGGUGAAAGAAGGAUUGGUUGGAAGAAUCUCACAGCGUCACCGUUCAAGAGUUUUCUGAAGAACAAUGACAAGUCACUGUCACCAAAGAAAGAAAAAUCUUCAAGAAGACUUUCUGCUUUGCCAACAAGUGCUGACUUCAGUGAGGACUCGCAGGACGAGGUAUCUCCUGAUGUUCCAAAUCUUGGCCGCUCUGCAUCGUGGCCACGGAGGAAAGAGGAAGAUUCUUCCAGUGUUGUGAGAGUAAAGAGAACAGAGAAACCUCUGUUUACUGUCGUACAGAAUGUCAAACAAGUUCAUGAAUGCUUGGAGUCUGGAGAAGACCAGCAAUUUUUUGAUGAUGUGGAGUACCUGCUGGAUGGUCUCAAACAAUCCCGUUCAAUAGCGACCCGGUGCUUAAGUGCACUGGACUUUGCGUCCCAUUGCUCUAAGCCCUCAUUCAGAGUGAGCCUAAGAGCCCAUGGCAUUGCACCGAAAAUCUUCUCAGCCCUUCAAGAUGCACCUUCUGAUAAGUGUCUUGCUCUUUGUACAUCAGCAAUUACCUUGAUGUUAUCUCAAGACCGACAGAAUGCUGAUUUAGACAGAUCUGUUCUUGAGCUGAUGAUGAAGCUGUUAGCUGCAGACAGCAACAAGCAGCAAUCAAAGUCUUCAAAGGAUUACAAUCAAUACAUCACAAAAGUGAGAACAUUACUAGAAAAACAAGGUGGAUCAGAUGAUGAACUACUCGCUGCAGGAGAUGAGGACAUAAAUCCUGCCUCUCUCAUAUGUGAGUCGAUGCUGUCUUUGACGUCCCAGAGGACUGGGGAGUGGUUUAAAGAGGAGAUUCGAGUAUUGCGAGGCCUGGAUCACAUCAUGGACAUAGCAAUUCAGACUAUCGACAACCUUCUAACAAGGUAUGCCGAUGGCAGAUUACACGAGGGUGUAGCAAUAGCUAAGGUGAAAAAGAUGACAAGAUGCAUGAGGCUAUUGGAGAAUGUCACAGUCCAGCAUUCCGCUAACCAGGAGUACAUGAUUCUUUAUGAAAAGGGAUCUUUUGUGACUUCUUUGGUCAGGUUGUUGCAACUGUGUCUGAACACGCUCAACCAUGGUGUUUCUCCAAAGCAAGCCAAGAAAAAACCAGACAAGGCAUUUGAACAUUGUUUCUUUAGCAUUCUUAAAGUUUUCUUGAAUCUGACUCACAACUUUGAGGCAGGCAGCUCUUGUAUUGGUCAACAGGAUGACUUUCUUUCAUCACUUCUGUUGACUGUUCUACAGUUGCCACAGUUUGUUACAGAGAGCAAGAGAUUUGACUUACUUGUCCUGAGCUUGGAACUCUUGAUUAACUUAGUGGAGGAGAGUAAACCGAACAUUGCCUCCCUGGUUCAGCUGCGUACCUCCCCCUGCCACGAGAGUCAAGAUAGUAGUCAAGAACAAGAAGAUCAUGGGGGACAACUCAGUUCAAUUGAGGCCCUUGUUCAGCUGUUCCUCAUUAGAGAACAAGCUGCUAGGAACACAGAUGAGAUGACAUCAGGCUUAUCAACAGAAGAGGAAAGUAGUCAAGAGUCUUUUAAACCAACAAAAGAUGGCAUGGGAUGGAUUUGUGGCGAAGAUAUCGAUGUUUCUGUUGAUGAAGGAAACAAGAAAGCUGCAGAAGUGCAAGAGGAAGAAGAUGAAGUUCCACUGGAGGUACAACUUGGGAAAGCUUUACAAAAGGCUGGAAAACACAUGGAAGAUAGUGUUGUGGCAGCUUAUGUGGCUCUGCUUCUUGGCUGCAUAUUACAGGAGAAUGAAGCAAACCAGUGCUUUGUUCGUGGCCUUUUACCUGAAGGAGAUUUUUCUCUUCUUGUCAAUGUUUUGAGAAAAUUUCUACGUUUCAUGAAACUCACAAGUGGUACAAGUGGACAUGCCAUUGAAAAGAUAGUUAAAGUGUUGGAAAGUUGCCAGACAAAAUGAGAAAGCCAAGCUAUUUUGGAAAAGAAGAUAAUAUCUAUUACAACUUAGGAAUUUAAGUUUAGUUUAGUGUAUAAUGUACUUUAUUUCAUGCAAAGCACAACUCAAUCACAAUCAAUUCAGUAGUGUUGUACAUAUUCAUCAUAAUAUUUUUAUUUUAAUUUUCUUUUCUUUUUGCUUGAUGCAGUAAUUUCAUUGGCAAAACUAUGCAUUCUUGAUAAUGAAGGGUACUAUAUCGAUGAAUCAAGAUAAUUCCUUGUUUCUCCAUCACUUUGUACACAAGGGGUGCUUACCUUUUGUCCGAAUACACCACGUGGAAUGACUGUGGAAUAAUGGUAAGGUUUUACCAAAAAUCAAUUAAUUGAAAUAAUUGAUUAAAUUAAUCAACAAAGCAAGCAAACCAUGUGGCGCAUACAAUUUGAUUUCCCAUAAUUUUUUUCCGCUGAGGAAAGAUUGUAAACUAGAAAAUUCAGCAAAGAGUAAGGAAAUUUCCACCAGUCCCUUCCAUUCCAAACAGAAAAAGAGGACUACCUCGGGAUGUAGUCGUCAAUUUCUGAACAGAUUUUUCGUAAAAUUACUCAACAUGCAUUUGACUUUCAACCAAAAUUUCUGGACUUUUUGGCUUAAUGGUACACACUCUAUGGGGCUGGCUGACUCUUUACAUAACUGUUAUAAUAUUAAAAACUCAUGUGAAAACAUGCAAGUCUCAUAACUGGAAGACACUUCCCAUGUAAUCACAAACUGUUUUCAGACCUUGCAGAAGCAUAUUAUCUAUUUUUUUCGUGUCUCUCUCAUAUUAGUCCACUGUCAUGACCAGUGUAUGGCAGUGAUACCAACCUCAUGAAGUAACCUUGUGCAAUGUAGAAAAAAAAAAACCUGUUCUAAUAGACCUGCAUUGGUGGAUUGUUCUGUUGUGAUAGCAGAGUGUAGGCCUAGUGUAGGUCUGUCUACAGAAGUGGUACCAAACUUAUGAAGUAGCCUGGUACAAUGUAGAAAAAAAAAAACCUGUUCUAAUAAACAUGCAUUGAUGGA